UGAGAAACCGAAAGCUGCAAUAUUGGACCGGCAAAUUAGUGUCUACUGCUUAGUUUAUAAACAUGAUAUAGACGUAUUCGAAAGUGGUACAACGAAAAACUGAAAUAUAAUUGGAGAUUGUUUCGCUUUAAUAGAAGAAAUCAAAUAUCGGAAAUCAGUGAUCUAGACUAGGACUUACAAAAAUGGCCACAGAUGCAGAGAAACUUGCCAAAUUGUCCAUGGAUGAAGGAAAUGGGUCCGAUGAUGUUGUCAAUCCGUGGAAUGUGUCGAGUUCUUCACAAAAAGGCGUAGAUUAUGAUAAACUUGUCAAUAAAUUUGGAAGUUCAAAAAUUGAUGAUGCACUGCUCAAAAAGUUUGAGGAAGUUACAGGCAAACCUGUUCACCAUCUGUUACGGAGAGGUAUCUUCUUCUCGCACAGAGAAAUGGACCAGAUACUUGAAAUAGUGAAGAAAGGAAAAGAUGAAACGGUGAAGGAAGGAAAACUUAAAACAGUGGAGGAAGGAAAACUUAAAACGGUGGAGAAAGGAACGCCUUUCUACUUAUACACAGGGAGGGGACCAUCAUCUGAGGCCAUGCAUCUUGGACAUCUCAUCCCAUUCAUCUUUACAAAGUGGCUACAGGACACAUUCGAUGUACCACUGGUUAUCCAGAUGACUGACGAUGAGAAGUAUCUGUGGAAAGGAAUUCCCCUUGAGGAAACCAACAGACUUGCUCAUGAAAAUGCGAAAGACAUCAUAGCGUGUGGUUUUGACAUAGAUAAAACAUUUAUCUUCAGUGACAUAGAAAAUAUCUCCUCAAGUCAGGAAUUCUACAAGCACAUGUGUCAGAUUCAGAAGUAUGUCACUUUCAACCAAGUCAAAGGUAUAUUUGGAUUUACGGAGAGUGAUUGUAUUGGCAAAAUCUCCUUCCCUGCUAUCCAAGCCACACCCAGCUUCAGUGGAGCUUUUCCGAAGAUCUUCUCUGGUAAAAAAGAUAUACCAUGUCUCAUCCCAUGUGCCAUAGACCAGGACCCAUAUUUUAGGAUGACCCGUGACGUGGCUCCAAGGUUAGGCUUUAAAAAGCCUGCACUGUUACACUCAACAUUCUUCCCAGCGCUUCAGGGAGCACAGAGUAAGAUGAGCGCUAGUGAUCCAAAUACCUCCAUUUUCCUCACAGACACAGAUAAACAGAUCAAGGACAAGAUCAACAAAUACGCCUACUCUGGGGGUGGCAGCACAGUAGAGGAACACAAGGAAAAGGGGGGUGACUGUUCUGUGGAUGUAGCCUUCCAGUACAUGAAAUUCUUUUCUGAAGAUGAUGAUCGUCUUGCACAGAUAGAAAAGGAUUACUCGAGUGGGGAACUUCUGACUGGUCAUCUUAAGAAGGAACUAAUCGGUGUGCUACAGAAACUGGUCGGGGAACACAGAGAGAGAAGGGCUAAAGUCACAGAUGAAUUAGUGAAUCAAUUUAUGACACCACGGAAGCUGAAGUAUGACUAUUAGUAUAGGAGACUAAAUCAGCUACAAUUUAUCUAUAAACAUUUCAUUAAAAUCUCGCACAAACACUCACUAGUACUGUAUUUGAACAACCUGCCUCUGGUACAUAGCGCCAGUGAAUGUUCUGAACUUAGUUGUAUCGAGAACUGCUGGUUAAAUUGAAGCUUUCUGAUCUGAUGAUAAUGCUGUACCUUUCUGUUUUACUUAGCUUUGGUUUUUAGAAUGAAAAAAGAAAGCAUCUUAAAUGAGGUGUUUUUGGCUGUAGAUCUUUGUUAAAUAAAUGAGAGAGUGGUUUUAUGCUUUAAAUUUUUUUUUUUCUUAAUGAGAAUUUCUUUUUCUGUUUUCCAGUUUCUAGACAAAUGUUUGAUUUGUAGAAGUGACAGUCUUACAGUGUGAAUCACAAGACAAGAGCUAUCUGUUUAAUUCUGUGGCAUUAAAGGUCAUUUUAAAGGUGUAAAAAUAAAUGCUGGAAAUAUGUACACUUUUCAUCGUAUCAUUCACAUAUUGUGAUGUCACUUAUUUCAAAGCUCUGACAAAAGAAAAGCAGGUACAAUCUGUCAUACGCCAGGGGUUGACAUCGAAAUCUGUACAAUUAAAAUGGAGAUUAUUGGUAAUGGAAUCUGUCCCAAUCUCAAGGGUGUGAUGAAGAAAUCCCAAGUCGAGGUGUGAAAUUCUAUAUUGUCUAGUCAGUCAGUCUCCUACAAGUGUUUGAUUAUUUUUCUCCAGCCUACAUAUAUUUCCUUCAAGUUGCCAUGUAAUUGCAAAAGCUUUUGUAUUAAAUAAAUGGGCAUGGGUUUUGUGUGAAUAUCGAAUAUCAAAAGGGUUUAUCUGUAUAUAACUGGGUCUCAGAAAAUUCAUUUCUACCUAAUUAGGUGGUAACAAUUCUAAUGUUCUAUUGUUUUGUAAUUAUCAACACCAGGCGUAGUUGCAAAACAUACAAAUGGUGUCCAUCUCUGUUGCAAUACAGCAUAAUUUUAUAUGUAUAGAAAAUGCUCGGGAAUUAUGUAUGGUUAUUCAUUCAUGUACCUCACAUGUAUUGAGAUCUCACUACUUCAGACCCAAAAUGUCACUGUGUGCAGUUUGUCCUACUCUAAGGGCUGACACAGAAGACACUCAAGUAUGGUAGAGAACGACACAUCUUCAUUUUGCUAAAUCUUUAUUAACUUUGAUGUAUCUAGAAAUGUGUCAACGUAUUAACAAAUUUGAUAGAUCUAGAAAUGUGUCAAUGCUUUACAAAAUUAAGAAUCUUUACUUUUUAGUGGAGCUUUCCAAGCUAUUUGACAAUUAAAUGAUGGAAAUUAAUUUGUCAUAAUUAUGCAUUGAAUCUAAUAAAUAACAGAAUCAACAGUU
This is a messenger RNA of Pecten maximus, 2825 nucleotides long. RefSeq names its product tryptophan--tRNA ligase, cytoplasmic-like. The transcript is spliced from 8 exons. The record is from RefSeq and is a predicted model, not a curated record. Gene Ontology annotation, biological process: tryptophanyl-tRNA aminoacylation. Gene Ontology annotation, molecular function: ATP binding; tryptophan-tRNA ligase activity. The coding region runs from base 183 to 1481 and encodes 432 amino acids. Gene Ontology annotation, cellular component: cytoplasm. Lineage: Eukaryota; Metazoa; Mollusca; Bivalvia; Pectinida; Pectinidae.